AUGUCACAGGCAUCCAGAAAGAAGUUAUUGUUAAUGGGCCGCUCAGGUUCAGGUAAAUCAUCGAUGCGGUCGAUUAUUUUCUCUAAUUAUUCAGCAUUUGACACCCGAAGACUAGGAGCAACAAUUGAUGUUGAGCAUUCCCACUUGCGGUUCUUAGGAAAUAUGACGUUGAAUUUAUGGGAUUGUGGUGGUCAGGAUGUUUUUAUGGAUAACUAUUUCACUACGCAGAAAGAUCACAUAUUUAAAAUGGUUCAGGUGCUCAUACAUGUAUUUGACGUUGAGUCUAAGCUGAUUAAUAAAGAUAUCGAAAUUUUCGUAAAAUCGUUAACAAAUUUACAGAAAUUCAGCCCAGAUGCGAAGGUAUUUGUAUUGUUGCAUAAGAUGGAUCUAGUACAGAUUGACAAACGAGAUGAGUUGUUUGUUAUCAUGAUGGAAAAAUUGCAGAAGAUUUCAAACCCAUAUCAGUUCAAGUUAGUAGGCUUGCCUACGUCUAUAUGGGACGAGUCCUUGUAUAAAGCGUGGUCCCAAAUUGUAUGUUCGUUGAUUCCAAACAUGAACGUGUAUAAUAAUAACUUGAUCAAAUUCAACCAGAUAUUGGAUGCCGAAGAAAUUAUUUUGUUUGAAAAGACGACCUUCCUCGUAAUUUCGUCAACUACCUCAAUUGCACAACAAUUGAAGCAGCAGAAUAGACUGCAUCUCGAAGAUGAUAAUAAUAUCGAUACCACAGCCCUAGACCCUAAGAGAUUCGAAAAAAUUUCAAGCAUAAUAAAAACGUACAAACAAUCGGUCACAAAAUUAAGAACAAACUUCCAUAAUUUGGUGAUAAGAGGCUCCAAGGGCAACCAGUUCUAUAUAGACGUGCUUACUGAUAAUAUGUUGGUUAUGAUUAUUCUCAAGGACAAGGAAGAUGAGACAAGCUAUGUUAACACUCACGAGGAAUUAGCAGUAUUAGAAAAUAUAAAAGCUGCAAGGAAGUGGUUUGAAAAGAUUGAGACUACAAAAUGA
This is a messenger RNA of Debaryomyces tyrocola, 1005 nucleotides long. The record is from the annotation of a GenBank genome assembly. NCBI's taxonomy places the organism in Eukaryota, Fungi, Ascomycota, Pichiomycetes, Serinales, Debaryomycetaceae.